This is a messenger RNA of Diuraphis noxia (Russian wheat aphid), 1186 nucleotides long. RefSeq lists its product as uncharacterized. Lineage: Eukaryota; Metazoa; Arthropoda; Insecta; Hemiptera; Aphididae. The record is from RefSeq and is a predicted model, not a curated record.
AACGAUAAAAUGUUUAGAAUAUAGUGAUUAGCUAACAGCUUUUGCAUUCAUAACAGAGAAAUUACUGAAUAAUAAUUAAGGAAUUCUAAUAGUUGAUACAUUUUUUAUUUGAAAUAAUUAUAUAUUUAAUGAUGAAUACUGUUCAAAAUAUUUUCAAGGCCAAAUUGAAUAAUGUUUUUGGGAUGAUUCAUGUUAAACCAUUACCAGGCACACCGUUGUAUGAUAAAAACAUUAAACAAAUAAUAUAUGCUGCUUGCAAAGAGGCUGAAACAUAUAUGAAAUGUGGAGUAGAUGGAAUUGUYGUUGAAAAUAUGCAUGACAUACCUUAUAUGCCUGCAAAAAAAAUAGGUCCUGAAAUUGUGUCCUCAAUGACUAGAGUCUGUACAGCAGUUAGACAAUUGGUACCUGAACAUAUACCUUGUGGUCUACAAAUAUUGGCUGCAGCCAAUGAAGAAGCAAUUGCUGUUGCAUAUGUAACAGACUUCCAGUUUAUUAGGGCUGAAGGUUUUGUUUUCGGCCAUGUUGCUGAUGAAGGUUACAUGGACGCGUGUGCUGGUAAGUUAUUGAGAUAUCGCAAGUCAAUAGGAGCACAAGAAGUGUGUAUCUUUACAGAUAUAAAAAAAAAACACAGUUCACAUGCCAUUACUCAAGAUGUAAGUUUAAUCGAAACUGCCAAAGCAGCAGAAUUUUUUUUAACUGAUGGAGUUAUAGUGACUGGAACUGCGACGGGACAACCUGCCAAACCACAUAAUGUUGCUGAGGUUAAAAAUUCUGUGAAUAUUCCAGUACUUGUUGGAUCUGGUGUAACUCUAAACAAUGUACAUGAGUACAGAGGUGUAGACGGAUUCAUUAUCGGAUCUCACUUCAAGAAACAUGGCAUGUGGCAAAAUGAACUCGACGAAACUGUUAUUUUAGAAUUUAUAAAUUCCCUAAGAUAAGACCUAUAAUUCUUAUAUAUGGGUAAGACUGAAAUAAAUUAACUUAAUUUAUUUGUUAUAGAAAGUAAGUUAUUGUUUAUUUGAUGAUUCCAUGUAAAAAAUUUUAACCAUAAACUAUUGGCACAAUAUGUUAUGAUUUACAAUUUUAAAGUAUGACAUACCAAAGUAUUGGGCAAAAAAAAUAAACUAAUAACUAGUUACAUAUUCCUAAUAAAAAUAAAUUAAGUAAUAAAAAUAAUUGUUAUACU